This is a messenger RNA of Paramecium octaurelia, 1257 nucleotides long. The record is from the annotation of a GenBank genome assembly. Lineage: Eukaryota; Ciliophora; Oligohymenophorea; Peniculida; Parameciidae.
AUGUUUAAUUCUCCUUAACCAUUAAACCCCAUCUUUUCUUAGACCUUGUAUUUUACAGGAACUUUUGAAAAUCCACCAUAAAUAUUCUUAGCUAUACAAGAGUUAUAAUAUUCAGCUGGAGGAAUUCAAUUCUAUUGUGAAUUAAUAGACAUAACAACAUAAAGUUUAUUAUUGUUAGAAUAUUAGGCUUUAAAUUAUUGAUCUAUACUACUUUAGGAAAAAUUACAUAAAUUAACUAUUUUUUCCAAGCUUUUGAUGAUCAGAGAGUUCAAAUAAUAAAUAAUCUAAAUAUGAUACCUCCGAUAAAUUUAACAUAUCCCAUAAGAAAUCCUAACACAUAAAAAGCAAUUAUCUCUCUUGUGAAUUUUGGAUGCCAAGGACCCAUUAAUUUUGAAAUUUUUGUAUGUCUUCAAAUUAUAAAUAGAUAGAAGAAAUUUCAGAAAGGAACAUUGCUGUAGGUAUUACUAAAGAUCCAUUAUAAUUUUAAAAUUUAAAUCAAGUUGGUUAUUAGAUUCUUAUAGGCAUUGAAGAAGCGAUUCCUUAUGAAAUGAUGCGAUUUCCUACUGGACCGAUUGCUUACCAUAUUUCUAAUAUAGAUUUAAUUUAGGGAAACAAAUUUUAAUUUUUAACUACUUAUUUAGGAUUUAAAUAUGACACUUCAAAUUCAUUUCAUUUAGUUAAGGAAUCCGCUAAUACAUACUCAGAUUUAAGCUUUGAUUAUACCAUUUAUCAUGUAGGUAUAUAUCAAAUUAAACAUUUGUAGUACCCGCAGUUUUUCCACCAUGUAUCAAUCUUGAAUCAUUUGUAAUUAAAUAGUAUACAACUAUUUUUACAUAAUUGAAAUUGCUAUCGGCAUAAAUCAGUCAAAAAGUUGACCCAAAUGCAAUUGAUAACCCUACAAUAGUCAUACAAUUAGAAUUUAACAAUUAAAUUAUUUAAGAACCUGGACUUUAUAUUGUUAUAAUUGGUAAAUCAAAUGUUUACAUUAAUAUAAAAAUUUUAAUUAAUUGUAAAAAAUUAACUAAAAUUUAAAGUCUAAUUCAAAAUUAAAAGAAUGGUUUUUCAUAGUAACACAAGAUAACAAACAAUUGUAGAUAAUAAUUUCAAUAGUUGAUAUUCAAUUUAUAGUUUAAGCAAGUAACAGUUGCCUAUUAAAUUUUAUCAAUUGAAUAUGAAGAAUUAAAAUUAAACUUAAAAUAAAUACUCUACAAUCACCAUGAGGAAAUAAUUGAUCUCUUUAAAAUUAAUUUAGAAUGA